Molecule: messenger RNA, 2444 nt
Organism: Dendrobium catenatum
Lineage: Eukaryota; Viridiplantae; Streptophyta; Magnoliopsida; Asparagales; Orchidaceae
Product: beta-amylase 8
Exons: 10
Coding region: 104-2155 (683 amino acids)
Biological process (GO): polysaccharide catabolic process
Molecular function (GO): beta-amylase activity
Source: RefSeq, a predicted model, not a curated record
UAUGGAACCAAGUUCUCUGGUCGUCCCGAACGAGAGAGAGAGAGACAGCGAGCGCAAAAUGGUAAAGCAAGAGAAUAGAACGAGUGCUUAGCUCCAGAAGGCCAUGAGCCUGAAGCAGGAUCUAGAGCGACACCAACAGCACAGCGACCACAGCUCCGACCACCAUUCCCAUCCACCUCCUCAGCGCCGCCCCCGUGGCUUCGCCGCCGCCGCCGCGGCGGCAGUCGGCGCUGUAGGUUCCGCCACCACUCCUCCAGCAGGUACCUCUGUGCUGCCCGGGACGGGAAGAAAAGAGCGAGAGAAGGAGAAGGAACGAACGAAGCUGCGUGAAAGGCACCGCCGUGCGAUCACUAGCCGCAUGCUUUCUGGACUCCGUCAACAUGGUAACUUCCCUCUUCCGGCACGCGCCGACAUGAACGAUGUCCUUGCAGCCCUCGCCCGUGAGGCUGGUUGGACCGUCGAUCCCGAUGGCACGACCUACCGGCCAUCUCCUACACCACCUCCUCCUCUUCCUCCUCCUCCUGCAGUUGCUGCCCCACCGAACCCUCUUUCUCAAUUGGCACCAUUCCUAGUACGUUCGAUAGAGAGUUCCUUGUCUGUCACUUCUUUGAAGAAUCGCACGAGCCAAGCACCUUCAGAUUCUCAAGCAUCUUUUCUCAGGAUUGAUGAUGGAUUGUCUCCAUCUUCACUUGACUCAGUUGUAGUCACAGAAAGGGAUAUUAAGAAUGAUAAAUUUACUAAUUCCAGCCCCAUCAACUCAUCAGAAUGUGUGGAUGCUGACCAGCUAAUGCAGGGGGCUUUAGAGCAGGAUGGUGAUUUUGUCGGAACACCAUAUGUUCCCGUUUACAUAACCCUUGCUGCCAGCAUAAUCAACAGUUAUUGCCAAUUGGUUGAUCCUGAAGCAGUUCGUCAUGAAUUGGAACAGUUAAAAGGGCUGCAUAUUGAUGGAGUUGUGGUUGAUUGUUGGUGGGGAAUUGUGGAAGGUUGGAGUCCACACAAGUAUCAGUGGUCUGGCUAUAGAGAUCUGUUUAAUAUAAUCCGUGAGUUUAAGCUGAAAUUACAGGUUGUAUUGGCAUUUCAUGAGAAUGGUGGAAAAGAAUCGGGUGAUAUGGUUAUCUCUCUUCCCAAAUGGAUCUUGGAGAUUGGGCAAGAUAAUCAAGAUAUAUUUUUCACAGACCAUGAAGGAAGGAGAAACACCGAAUGUCUUUCUUGGGGUAUUGAUAAAGAGCGUGUCCUAAAAGGGAGAACUGGCAUUGAGGUCUAUUUUGACUUCAUGAGAAGCUUCCGGAUGGAAUUUGAUGACUUAUUUGAAGAGGGUAUGAUUUCUGCUAUUGAAAUUGGACUUGGCGCUUCCGGUGAGCUGAAAUAUCCUUCCCAUUCAGAAAAGAUAGGGUGGAGGUACCCUGGUAUUGGAGAGUUUCAGUGCUAUGACAAGUAUAUGCAGCAGAAUCUGCGAAGAGCUGCUAGGGUACGAGGGCACUCUUUUUGGGCCAGGGGCCCUAAUAAUGCUGGCCAUUAUAACUCCAGGCCUCAUGAAACUGGGUUCUUCUGUGAUCGGGGUGAUUAUGACAGCUACUAUGGACGAUUUUUCCUUCAUUGGUAUUCACAGGUCCUUAUUAACCAUGCUGAUCAAGUAUUAUCCCUUGCAAGCCUUGCUUUUGAAGGAACGCAGUUAGCUGUAAAGAUUCCUGCAAUCUAUUGGUGGUAUAGGACUUCAAGCCAUGCUGCAGAACUAACAGCAGGAUAUUAUAAUCCUACCAAUCAGGAUGGCUAUUCUCCAGUUUUUGACUUGCUUAAGAAGCAUUUUGUGACAAUAAAGUUUGUCUUGGUCAGUCAAACACCAGGUUCUUUGAAUGAGACCGAUGAAGCCUGGUCUGACCCAGAAGGUCAGAGUUGGCAGGUCCUCAAUUCAGCCUGGGACCGCAGAUUGAUUGUUGCUGGUCAGGGUAAUUUCCAAUGUCAUGAUAGAGAUGCCUGCAUUAGGGUCCUUGAAACUGCAAAACCAAGAAAUGAUCCUGAUCGGCAUCAUCUUUCAUUUUUCACUUACCAGACUGUCUCACCUGUCUUCAUGCAAGGCGAUUUAUUCUUGUCAGACCUGGACAGCUUCAUCAAAUCCAUGCAUGGGGACAUUUUGUCUGUUGAUGAUGCAGUUUGAACAUUCAAUUUGUUCAUUUUUCAUACAAAUGAAAAAUAUGAGUAGAGAGCACUUGUCAUUGAUAGGAAGGAACUUGGACCUCUUGUUUUCUAUCUUUAUAUUACUUAAACUUGCAGUUUAACAGCCUCCUUGUUUGUAUUGAUUACAAGGAUGCCCAUUCAAGUUUUUUUGGUCUGAGCUCUUUCUAUUAUACAAGUCUAACCUUUGCUUCUGUCCUAGUUUAAAUUCUGUGAGUGAAUUCAAAGUCAUUUAUGAGGACUGAGGCAGAAUCACAUUUUUUAUGCUUGAA